This is a messenger RNA of Rhagoletis zephyria (snowberry fruit fly), 1293 nucleotides long. RefSeq names its product 5-hydroxyisourate hydrolase-like. Gene Ontology annotation, biological process: purine nucleobase metabolic process. NCBI's taxonomy places the organism in Eukaryota, Metazoa, Arthropoda, Insecta, Diptera, Tephritidae. The record is from RefSeq and is a predicted model, not a curated record. Gene Ontology annotation, molecular function: hydroxyisourate hydrolase activity.
AAAAUUUUUAAAAUAGUUGCUUACAUGUAUCUAAUAGGAAAUUUUUUUCACAUCACGCCAUGUCACGUAAACUUUCACACUUUGGGUUGUAAAAGUAAAUUGAAACAAGUUUAUUAAUUCAACAAACUCUAAAACUAGAAUCACUCCAAAUCACAACAAAACAUGUUUCAUGAAAAGAGUUUUGCGAUUUUGUAAGAAAGGAAAAAAUCAAGUUCCACUUUAGUCAUAUAACGUCACUCUCAUAUAUACAUACAUAUGUAUAAAUUGAAUUUACAUACGAGAUUUAUAAGAUAUCAUAUUUCAGCAUUUCAAGAUAAGCUAUCCAAAUAAUCUCUCUAAUCUUUUAAAGAAGAUAAACAACAAGUAGGAACAUCGGCUAACAAAUGAUGAUAAGUGCAGCGUUAUUACUGUUACUCACAGUUUUUUCAGUUAGAUUUCAUAGCAUGAUGAGCUCCAGUUGGGAUCGUGUUCGCCUACGUGUCGAAACAAAAGAGGGUUUUGAACCGGCUGUCGAAACUAAUGUGAGUGCUGAUGUACGUACCAUAUCUGCACAUAUACUGGACACCACAGUGGGUCAGGCUGCACCAAAUGUUAAUAUUACAAUUUAUCGCCUAGAAGGUGGCAAUGAUUGGCAGAAACUAAAUGUUGAAACAACGAAUCCAGAUGGGCGUGUAAAUCAAUUAGUGAGUGCUUCGCAAUACAAAGCGGGCAUCUACAAGUUGGAUUUCGAUGUGGCAUCAUAUAACGCAGAACGUGGAGUUAAAAGUUUUUAUCCUUUUAUUGAGAUUGUCGUACAAUGUGAACGGAAUCAGCAUUAUCAUAUUCCGUUACUGUUAAAUCCGUUUGGUUACACAACUUAUAGGGGUACUUGAAUGUUAAGCUGAUUAAUGAAUUACUAAACUAAUAUUUGAACACACAUGGAAAUAAAUGAUGGUUAUAUAUAUGUAUAUAUAUAUAAACGCAUAGUGGCUCAAACAAAUGAUAACUUGUUGAUUUUUUUUUUAAUAUUCGUAGCGUUUUUCGAGCUAAACUUUUGUGUUAUUUUUCUAUAAAAACACCGUCCAAGCUUUGACUAGUAACAUAUAGACCACAGUUUCAGACUUUAUUCAAAAUUUAUAAAAAUUUAACAAAUUUUCAUUGAAACUUAAACUUUUUAAAUAACAAGUGUUGCUAACGGUCUCCCGCAUAUACAUACAUAUAUGGAACAAAAGCGUCAUAAAAACAUUACAGGGUAAAAUCAUACACUCAAUUCGUCGGCCAUGAUUUUUUUACUGACGUUCGCAAGCUUUUUAA